This is a messenger RNA of Periconia digitata, 2309 nucleotides long. The record is from the annotation of a GenBank genome assembly. NCBI's taxonomy places the organism in Eukaryota, Fungi, Ascomycota, Dothideomycetes, Pleosporales, Periconiaceae.
GAAGUCUUACAUCAGCAUCCCCGGCCGUUGCCUUUACAGUCACAAACACAGCAAACAUUUGCUUCAUAUAAAGUUUUCUUUUUCGUUCUUCUAUCUGUUCGACCCCACUUCUGCGGGUAUCUUGAGAAUCAUCUGUCUCCGACCUCCACAAUGGCACCAGAAAACAAUACAAACACAGAUGACUGGGAGAAAGCCGAGGGCGUUCCGAGCCUAACCGACCCAUUCAUUCAAAAAUACCUCUCAGGCAGAGACGCUUUGGUAGAGCAAGAGAAGAAGCAGCGGAGUGAUUACCUGUUCCGUCAAAACCUCUCCCCCACCGCUGCAGAAGCCAGCGCCAUUGUCUCUCAGAUCCGCUUUUCGGAGCAGCAAACAUUAUGGACCAAGGAGUACGAAGACAGCUUGGUCAGCCAGCACGUCGAUGUGUAUCCAGGAAUGAUGUUCAAUCUGGCUAGAGACCGCAUGGAGAAAAGCAAGCUCUGGAAAAUUGUUAAAAAGAUGCCCAAAGGAGCCCUUCUGCACUGCCAUUUGGAAGCCAUGGUCGACAUUGACUGGGCGCUCGAAGAAGCUUUUGUGACCGAAGGAGUCUGCUUGAUUAGCGAUGCACCCCUUUCGAGCGAACAGGCAAGGCUCAAGACGGGUUUCUCCUUCACCUACACCAAAAACUCCGCAAACAGCCAGCUUUCGAUAUGGAGCGAUGAUUACACGCCCUCCACCAAGAUUCCGCUGGUGGCGGCUGCAGACAGUUUCCCAGACGGCGGGCGCAAAGGAUUUGUGGAAUGGAUUCGAUCGCGCGUCACCAUCACCCCGGAUGAGCACCUCAAACACCACGAAGGCCCCAAUGAGGUGUGGCGCAAAUUCAUGUCUUGUUUCCCCAUCCUCGGAUCUCUCAUCUACUACGAGCCCAUCUUCCGCAAGUUUAUUCGUAAGAUGCUGCAGGUUUUGCUCGAGGAUGGCGUCUAUUACGUCGACAUGAGAUCCGCUUUCUACACACCGUACCGCCGCCUCGGGCAAGAGGACUGGGAUCCUGAUUUCCUCGGCUACUGCGAGCAUCUCGAAGAUGAGAUCCAGAACUUCAAGGAGUCGGACGAAGGUCGCGAGUUCUGGGGUGCUCGCAUGAUCUGGACUACCAUCCGCGCAUUCAACAAGCGCAUGGUCAUUGACAGUAUGAACAAAUGUAUCGAGACCAAGAUCGAGUUCCCCGAAUUGAUUGCUGGCUACGACCUCGUGGGGCAAGAGGACAUGGGUCGUCCUCUCGCAGACUUGACUCCAGAGCUGUUUUACUUCCGCAAAAAGUGUGCUGAAGAAGGUGUCGACAUCCCCUUCUUUUUCCAUGCGGGUGAGACACUAGGUGAUGGUGACUCGGUGGACGAGAACCUUUUUGAUGCUGUACUACUCGGUACACGACGCAUUGGACAUGGCUUCUCACUCUACAAGCACCCGCUUCUCGUCGACAUGGUCAAGGAGAAGAAGAUCCUCAUCGAGAGCUGUCCCGUUUCGAACGAAGUAUUACGGUUAUGCGGAAGCAUCAUGUCGCACCCACUUCCCGCGCUGCUUGCUCGUGGCGUGUCGUGCUCGCUCAGCAACGAUGAUCCUACGAUUCUUGGCCAGGGCGUCUCGGGCAUGUCGCAUGACUUUUGGCAGGCACUGCAAGGUUGGGAGAACCUUGGCCUAGAAGGGCUGGGCUCGCUCGCGGAGAACAGCGUGCGAUGGGCUAGCUUCGAGGAUUACACCCCACAGGAGUGGGUGGCUAGCGUCAAGGAUGGAAGUAUGGGUAAAGGGGAGAGGGCAGAGAGGCUAAAGGAGUGGAUGAGGCGAUGGGAGAAGUACUGCGCGUGGAUUGUGGAUGAAUUCGGCGUUGAUGAGAAUGUAGAGACGGGAGAGUGAUUUUGCUUCCUUUGGUUCGCAAGCUUGGAGUCUCUUUCCAUCUCUUCUCAUUCACGGGCUGCAUGGAGCAUAGAUGCAUUUUCUCAACGAGUCCUCUGCAUCUAAAAAGACUCUUUCUUUAAUAGUCACACGAGGCGAAGUUCGUGUUAAGAAAGUCACAUUCAACAUUUCAAAAUCUUAAAAUGCAUACGUGCAACACGAAAUAACAGCACUAUAUAGUACAAAUCAACAAAAGAGAAACACUAUAGCUUUACAGAAAUAAAUCACAACCUCCGCUCUCCAUUAAUCCCCACACGUUCAAACCCCCCAAACCCCCCGCCCAAACCACUCCCCAUACUUGCCCAACCAAGCCCCCCUAGCAUUCCCAACCGCCUCCUCAAGCCUCGCCGCAAACUCCCUCCCCCUCUCCCGCUCCUCCUCAUUCG